GGCAAAAGCCAAGCCAAUCUAGAUUUUCCAUUAAAAACCAAUACUUCACAUCGAAGAAACUCCCCUCUCUCUCUCUCUCGCUCUCUCUCGCUUUGUUGAAUUCAGCUCUUGGAGCUGAUGACCUUUCGAAUAUAAGUAAACGGACGAACUUGCCUUGCUCUGCAAGACCCACCAAUCGCUUUUAGUUUCCAACGACUUCGAUCGCAGAAUUGAGAAUUCCUUGCGUUGCCGCUUUCAUGGAAUCAGAAGCUUCAUCAAAGAAUACGAGCAUGGCAAAAUUGAAGAUAGCAGGAUCUUGGUCGGGUGCUUUGGAAGUCGAUUUAGAUGUCUGGACGAUACCCAUGUUGAGAGAAGAGGUUGCCAGGCGAUCGAAUUGCAGGCCCGAAUCAAUCAAGCUUAUUUGUGGUGGGAAAGUUUUGAAAGAUGGAGAAGGGAAUGAUAAAUUGAGUGAAUUGGGUAUCAAGAACAAUGGAAAAAUUCUUGCCAGCCGGGUUGGUGCUGAUGAAGGGAAGUCCAUGAAGGAAGCAUUCUUGGCCGAGGAGGAGCGAUCUCGCAGGCUUGCUCGAAUCAAGGCUGCUGCUGUUGCAUUGGCUGAGCGGCAUGUUGAUGGUUCAUUACCAAUGGAGGACUUCAAUAUAGAACUUGAAGAUCAGAGUGGAAAGAAGGUUCAUUUGGGUUCUGAGACUGAUCAACGGGGAGUGAUGAUGGGCAUGAUGCUUCAUGCAAAUGCAAAGCGACUAAUUAAACAACAAAAGUACAAGGAUGCAUUAGAUGUGCUUUCCAUGGGAGAGGAGGCUUUCUCUCUCUGUGAUCCUAAGGUUAUUGAGAUGAUUGAUAAUAUCCCAAUACUCCAAAUAGACACAGUAUGGUGUUAUUUCAUGCUUAAAGACAUCACAUGGCUGUCUAUGGCGGGAGAACGCCUUGCAAAAGCAAGACAAGGAAUUGAACGUACUCAUGGGAAAGACUCCAGCCGUAUUAGAAUCCUUCAAGGAGGUUCCUAUCCAGAGCUUGCAUUGCACUUGAGACUGGAGCUCCUGGAAGGUGUAGUGGCUUAUCAUAGUCAUCAAUUUGAGAAGUCUAGAAAGGCAUUGAACUCUGCCCAAGAUAAAUUCCUUCAGCUCCAGGUAUCAGAUGAAGCUCUAUCACUGCUUAUAAGCAUGGGUUACAAGGAACGGGAGGCAAAAAGGGCACUGAGAAUGAAUAAUCAAAAUGUUGAGAAUGCUGUUGAGUUUCUUAUUCAGGAGAAAUUGAAGAAAGCACAAAAACGAGAGGAGGACAUUCGGCGGAGAAAUGAAAUCAUGGAGCAGAAACGUUAUGGAAUGACUCCCCUUAAGAAAGCUGUGGAUCUUGAAAGAUUGAAUGAAUUGGUCUCCAUUGGCUUUGAGAAGGAGCUUGCAGCAGAAGCACUUAGGAGAAGUGAAAAUGACACACAGAAGGCCUUGGAUGACUUGACAAAUCCCGAGACAAAUUCUAGUAUACAGCUCUACAUUGAGUCAAAGAAGAAAAAGAGACUUAGACAAGCAGCAGAUGCUGCUAUUGAAGAGCUUAUAUCUAUGGGAUUUGAGAGAUCAAGAGUGGUUGCAGCUGUACGGUCAUCUGGGACAAAAGAGCAAGCAUUAAAUUUGCUGAUUGAAGAAUCUAUGCCAAACCCCACAACAGAAGCUAAUGAUGGUACAGCAUUUGAUUCUACACUACAUAGUAGCACAGGUUCUGCUGGUGUGAACAAUGAGGAUAUGGUUGAAGGUCCAUUACACAUCAAUGAUACAACAGAAGAACGAGACAUGGAGAUGGAAGAUGCUAUUGUACAAGAAAUAACAGGAGAUUCAUUAUCUGACUAUGAUAUUGAAGUUACGAAAGAAGGUGAAGCUAUAGCUGAGUACUUGGCUCUUCUGACUUCUACAGGCAAUAGUGGGAAAGACUCUACUCAGUGAGAAUACAGAAAUCCAACUGAUUACAUUUCUUGUAAAUAGAACUCUGCAAAAAAAUGCUAAAGGUUAGGUCUGUAUCAAGUCCACCACUCCCAAAACCCCAGAUAGCUGGGACCAACAUUGGGAGAUGGCCUUUUUAGAAUCUUGAUAAUUUUACAUUACAAAUAGACUGACUGAGUGUUUAGGAUGCUUAGCAGAAUGAAUGGAAAUAUUCAUCAAAAAUCAGGUUUUACUUUUAA
Molecule: messenger RNA, 2167 nt
Organism: Nelumbo nucifera (sacred lotus)
Lineage: Eukaryota; Viridiplantae; Streptophyta; Magnoliopsida; Proteales; Nelumbonaceae
Gene: NUB1
Product: ubiquitin-associated (UBA)/TS-N domain-containing protein
Biological process (GO): regulation of ubiquitin-dependent protein catabolic process
Molecular function (GO): protein binding
Source: RefSeq, a predicted model, not a curated record